Molecule: messenger RNA, 738 nt
Organism: Phanerochaete carnosa HHB-10118-sp
Lineage: Eukaryota; Fungi; Basidiomycota; Agaricomycetes; Polyporales; Phanerochaetaceae
Exons: 1
Coding region: 83-670 (195 amino acids)
Source: RefSeq, a predicted model, not a curated record
GUACGACACACCUUAUAGAUCAUACUCUAUGCGCUAAUAGUUGUUGCAGGUUGGGUCGGUUGCACCGUGUGGAUUCUGUGGGAUGGACGGCUGCUCAAUUGCGUUGGUGCAUCAUGGCAAGAAGACAGAGAUGCGGUCAAACUGCAAGUACCACUACGACUUCAAUAUGGGCUCAGCCAAAUCGUCAUCUGCGACAACGCCGUGCACAAACGUACCUCUUCACUGCCCGUUAUGUCCUCCCAACCCAAAGACCGGCCUCAUCCCAGCAUACUGGAAGUACAACAUUGAUACCCACAUCUCCAAUGAGCACAGCGCAGCGUUCGCAGCCCCAGACCGACAGCCGAACGAGACUGAGCAGAACCUGCCCGGGCCGUCGCACCACCUUGGUCACAAGCUGUCUUCAUCAGCGCAACUUGACAAGCACAUCUCAAGGCUGGAGCUGACUCGGUUAGGCGUUCCGUCUGAUCUUGUGACAAACUGGAGGCAGGCUACAGACAUACCUAACACUUCAGACAUUGAACCGGACUCUGACGAUGGGGGCACACGAGCCGGAGGGAAGGGGAAGGCAGUCUCGAGAGGUUCUAGGCCCAGAGCUGGGCAGAAAAGACUGGGUUUGAAGUCAGCAGGAGCUUUGGAGAUGCCACAGGCCAAGAGAAGCAAGAAACAGUAGUGUAUAGAACGAGUACAUAGUGUAGAUGGACGAUUCACGAGCAGACGUGGGUGAAGCGCGGCAAGCGC